Triticum aestivum (bread wheat) is the source of this 306-nucleotide messenger RNA. RefSeq names its product S-norcoclaurine synthase 1-like. Bases 1 to 306 code for a protein of 101 amino acids. The record is from RefSeq and is a predicted model, not a curated record. Lineage: Eukaryota; Viridiplantae; Streptophyta; Magnoliopsida; Poales; Poaceae. The transcript has a single exon.
AUGGAGGCGGAGGCAGCCAGUGGUAGCGCCAGCGAGGACAGCUGGUCGAAGGUGGGUACAUCGCUUCCCGUCACGAGCGUGCAGGCCCUGGUGGCGUCCGCCGGCGAGCUGACGGUCGACAAGAUCGGACGGUAUGUCCAGCCGGACAUCGACGCGCACGCCGUUCUCCCCGAGCUGUCCAACGAAGUUCCGGUGAUCGACCUAAGCAAGCUCUUGAGGGCCGAGUCAGCUGAAGCUGAGGCUGCCAAGCUCAGAUUUGCCUGCGCGGAGUGGGGCUUCUUUCAGGUAUGGUCACUCAAGGAUUAA